Miscanthus lutarioriparius is the source of this 615-nucleotide messenger RNA. Lineage: Eukaryota; Viridiplantae; Streptophyta; Magnoliopsida; Poales; Poaceae. The record is from the annotation of a GenBank genome assembly.
AUGCUGCGGUCGGCGCUGCGGCGGGGAGGGGCGGCCGCGAGGCAGAUCGCGUUGGCUGGAGAAGCCUCGCCGAGGGACCUCCUCCGGAUGCGCGUGGCGGAGCGGGAGCGUGCGAGGCGGCGGCGGCGCGACCCGGGAAGCGACGAGUUCUUCGUGCCCACGCCAGAGUCGCUGGCGUGGCUCGACUCGGUCUCCCUCCCCAUGGUGCUCACCGCCGCUGCCGUGGCCCUCUUCACCAAGCUCCUCAUGAUGGAACAUGAAGCUACGGAUCAAGAAAGGAGAGAGCGCAAGAUAAAGAAUAGCCACCCUGAUCAAGGAAAAGUAAGGAUGCUAACUCGUGAAGAAUGGGAGGAGGUCCAAGAAGUCAGGCCAAGGACCCCUUUUGAAUCGAAAUUAGCUCGUUCACAUGCCCGUAUAAGAACUGGGGAGCCAGUGCGACUGAUCAGUGACCCUACGGGUAUUACGGCCACCGUGAUGGCAGAGUCUGAGAAUGAAGCCCUGAGUCCCUUGCAAAGGAAAUUUGACAAGACUGACCACCGAUUGAAGAUACUAUUCACAAAUUUAUGCACCAAUAAUACUGAAAAACAUAGGGCCCCUUCUGCAGCUACAAUUUAG